This is a messenger RNA of Sodiomyces alkalinus F11, 5075 nucleotides long. RefSeq lists its product as hypothetical. Gene Ontology annotation, biological process: protein O-linked glycosylation. The transcript has 5 exons. NCBI's taxonomy places the organism in Eukaryota, Fungi, Ascomycota, Sordariomycetes, Glomerellales, Plectosphaerellaceae. The record is from RefSeq and is a predicted model, not a curated record. Gene Ontology annotation, molecular function: glycosyltransferase activity; protein binding. The coding region runs from base 420 to 4913 and encodes 1497 amino acids.
AAACCAUCUGACAAUUUGUGUUCUGACAGGUGUCGAGGUUAGGGAUGGCUAGAAGUUGUCGACAUGUUCGCUUACUGCAUAUAUGUUUCUCGUCUCCCUCCUUAAUCCAUUGCCUAAUUUCUUACCUUGCUCCAUUGUCGAACAUUGAUCAUCUACACAUUACCAUCUAUCGCUAGACCAUCCCCUGCAAAGGACGUUGGUCGCGGCAUCGCUACGUUCAGGUUGAGCGAUACAUUGCCCUUCGUGGGCUGGCAUCCCUAGGCUGCUCCAUUCCAGUCCCCCUGCCUCUCAGCGACCGCAUAUGCCAUCUAGCACCUAGAACCAGCCCCGUCUUCCGACCUCGCGAUCCUGCUGUUUACACAGUUCCCUCCCCGUGAUACCAGCAAUAAUCCCAUAGUGUUUCUUGUUCAGAUCCAGACAUGGGGCAUGCAUCUCCCAACAUCACUUCUCAAAGACCCUUCUCCCCUUACCGUCUGCCUUCCAGACACGCAGCGCGGGAGAGACUGCCUGCGAACUAUAGCUUUUCCCACUGUGCCACUGAACACCCAGAAGACCGCCUUCGAAGGAAGACACCGAACGGCACGAUCGAUGGGGGCUAUGAGGGAUCACCAGCACAACUUUCCCAUGGGCCUCCGUCUUUCAAACACGUGAUACUGCAAGCGACAUCUCCUUCUCCUCCUACCCGGGUUGACCCAUCUUUGUCUGUCGGCGAGUCUAGCAAGCUCUCAACGCUUAAUCCGCCACUUCUUGUCAGCACGCAGCCACGUCAAGUUGAGGCCGUUAAUAUCACACAAUGUUGGUCAACUUCUCAGAACUCGGCAUCACUUCGUCCUGCCUUCCCUGGUUCAUAUGCUGUGCAUGAAAGAUCGACGGCGAAGAAAACAUCCGGCGUCAAUCGAAUCAACGCUACACAUACGAGUGCGAGUGGUUAUCCCCGACCACAAGACAGUACUUAUACCACCCGGGCCGUUGACUCGACCACCUGGGCCAUGGAGCAGCGCGACUUUGUCGCGACUUCGUCUCAGAAACACGCAUUGCCCCCUCGAUGGCAUGACCAACCAUACACUCAGCCGCCCCUCGUUUUCCCUUCAUCUCCGUUCACCCAAAGUGCUGACAUAUCUGGUUCCUCUCCACGCUCUGUGACUACCCCAAUCACUUUUAGCGGCUACGGUAGCAGCCUCGGGUCUCAUUACCAUUCCCCGCUUCUUUAUCAUGAAUCUUUUACAAUACAACCCGUUAUCCCCCCUCCCGAACAAGUAUCACCGUCCUGGUUAAGAGAAAGGGCUCUGCUCCAGGCGCACGGUGCCUAUAGUGAUCUGCUCGCCCAUCUUCACCAGACCCGGCAGUCCCAGCAACCGACCUUGGGUAUAGGUCCGAGUUCUAGGUUGCUUGUAUAUCCCAAACCCCCGAGGCAUCCGAUCGUCGCCCCUAGCAUCCCGCUCCAGCAUGCUAGUCCCAUAAACCCCAGCUCCUUAGGGAGUGGAUUUGCGGCUGUCUUCCCGUCCGCGCAGCCUUCUCAGUUUGGUUCCUUGACUGAUGUCGCUGGCUGGGACGCUAACCAGGCGACGAACUCGGAGAAGGGCGCUUUCCCCUACGCCAACACACUCCCAGUGUUUCCGCAUUGUCCUUCGCCUGCUGCGACCCGCAAUGUCUCACCCUUGCCCCUAGCCAAGGCAUCCUUGGUAUUGUUAACACGCCUGUGUGAAGAGAGUGAGUGGAAAUGGAUCCAUGGCAUGAUGCUUGGUGGAUGUCUACAAUACAGCCUCGAUCGUUGCGAAGAUGCUCUCGAAUGGUUUACUAGAGUUGUCGAACUUGAUCCCAAUCAUGUCGGGGCUUUGUUUAACAUUGGCGCUACCUUUUACGGCCUCAACUGCCUCGCGGAGGCCGAGGCAUACUGGCUUAAAGCCAUUAAAGUCCAACCGCACUUCUUGGAAGGUGCUGAACAUCUUGUGGGCUUGCUCUAUAAACGAAAACGUCGCGAGGCGGUCGAGGUCAUUGAACACGUCCAGCAGUCCCUGAAGAUGUCCGAACUCUUGUCAGGACAUCUAACCCCACAGGACAUUACCAUGAAUCCGCAUGGGUUUGGUUCCAGUGGCUACACGAUAGCAGGGAGUGAUAAUGGCCGAAUGUUGGCCCUUGUUCACGCAAAAGGCACAAUCCUUUACAGUCUACACGACAUCGAGGGUGCGCUAGAAGCCUUUGAAGAGGCCAUCUUGAUAAGCACUGGGAGGCAAAUUGAUUCCAUGCAGAGCCUCAUUCGAAGAAUUCAGCUAGUGCUAUCUCCCUGGCACGGUGCUCUAUCGAAUGCAGAGGCUACGCAACCCCUACUCCUGCCACCAGAGAAGGCUGAACAUACGGCAAGACUCGUCUUUCCGAAUGACGCCGUCUUGCCAGGGCUUCGCUUCGUUCCAGAUGGUCCUCCAAAACGAAUAGCUGUCCAAACCACGAGCAACUGUCUGCUCUCACUUGCCAAGAUUUUCCAGGAUGCCUUGUCGAGCGGAUCUGCCAACCCAGCCCAUCAAAGACGAGCCUCUGGGAUUGGAGACAUACUUGCGCUCUAUUACUUGUCGCUAUCUUUACAAGCAAGCCCGUCAACAGCGAACAAUGUCGGCAUUCUUCUAGCGAGCCUUCAGCUGUCAUCACCUGUCCCCUCACGAUCCAACGCACCAGGGAUGGAGCGACAAUCUAGGAUACCUGGAAUCCCGCCUGGCAGCGCUCAUGCGCUUGCCCUGUCAUAUUACAACUAUGGACUAUUGUUGGAUCCCAAACAUGUCCAUAUCCACACAAAUUUAGGAAGCUUGCUUAAAGACGUCGGAUACUUGGACCUAGCUAUCCGAAUGUACGAACAAGCCGUCUCGUGUGAUGGAAAUUUCGACAUAGCCUUGACCAACCUCGCCAACGCCAUCAAGGAUCGGGGCCGCAUUGGGGACGCUAUCAAUUACUACAGGCGAGCAGUCAGCGCGAGUCCCGACUUCGCUGAAGCUGUCUGUGGUUUGUCGACAGCUUUGAAUUCGGUCUGUGAUUGGAGGGGGCGGGGUGGCGUAGUCUUUGAUCUCGAGAAAUACGAUCGUUGGCACGUCGACGAAGACGGCAACUUGGUGGAUGCCCAAACUCAGCCUCAAGGAAGCGGUCUUAUGAAGAGAGUCGUCGACAUUGUGCAACGACAACUGGAUGAGGCGGCUUGUUGGGGUUCUGGUGUCCUGCGGGAAGAUACGAUACCUGUGAUAACGUCAUAUCUGCGACAGGCGAGCCCUGUGGUCGAGCAACGGCCGGUCGAGUAUGCUUCUAAGCUGAGGCUAUGGGCGCGACAGAGGUGGGAGGGCUCUCGCGUGCUGCGUCUGGUAGAACGAUGCACGAAGGCAACGAUGCGCCGCUGGUACUGUGAUAAGUAUCUGUCCGGCUCAGAGAGGCCAUCCGGCUACAAGCGCCCUACCUUGCCGUCUAGUCUGGUGGUUCCCCCUGCUCCGACCCUUCUCCCCUUCCACACCUUCACCUACCCUCUCACAGCCAAGGACACUCGAAUGAUUGCUCAACGGAAUGCCGAUAGAAUCUCUUGCUCCACACUGCGCUCCUCUUGGCUACCUGGCUCAGUGUAUCCGCCUCCAUCUCCGCCUUCGCCGCACCUGAAUGUCGGUUAUAUAUCUUCCGACUUUAAUAACCACCCCCUUGCCCAUCUCAUGCAAUCAGUGUUUGGGUUUCAUGAUACGGCAAAAGUAAAGGCCUUCUGUUAUGCUACGACGGCGAGUGACAUGUCUGUCCACCGUUUGCAAAUUGAGCGUGAGGCGCCUGUGUUCCAUGAUGUGAGCAGCUGGCACCCCGAACGCACGAUAAACCAGAUCACCAAGGACGGUAUACAUAUCCUUGUGAAUCUCAAUGGUUAUACUAGGGGUGCUCGGAACGACAUUUUUGCGGCAAGACCCGCUCCCAUCCAGAUGUCGUUUAUGGGAUUUGCCGGAACGCUGGGAGCGGAAUGGUGCGAUUACAUUCUUGCUGAUCAAACUGCCGUUCCUCCGGGGACCCUGCGGCCUUGCCGGGGGAAUCUUGGAGUCGAAGAUCUUUUUGAUGAUCAGAUGGAAGAUCCUGACUGGUUUUAUUCGGAGAACAUCGUCUUCUGUCGCGACACAUUCUUCUGUUGCGACCACGCUCAGUCCAGUGACCCAGAGGAGCGUCGUAUAUCCUGGGAGGAGGAGCAAAGAAGACGAUGGGAAAUGCGGAAGCAACUGUUCCCUCGUCUCCCCGACAAUGCCAUCAUAUUGGGCAACUUCAAUCAGUUGUAUAAGAUUGACCCAAGUACAUUCCGUACCUGGCUACGCAUCCUGUCACAGGUGCCGAAAGCGGUCCUCUGGCUUCUGCGAUUCCCGGAAUUGGGAGAACCGAACCUGAAGAGAACUGCUCGGGCAUGGGCGGGGCCCGAGGUAGCCAACCGCAUCAUCUUCACAGAUGUUGCACCGAAGAGUCAGCACAUAUCCCGUACGAGGGUGUGCGACCUCUUCCUUGACACGCUCGAGUGUAACGCUCAUACCACGGCAGCCGAUGUCCUGUGGUCCAGUACCCCUCUACUGACUUUACCGAGAUACCCGUACAAAAUGUGCUCACGCAUGGCUGCUUCCAUUCUCAGGGGAGCUCUGCCCAAGGAUGACGAAGGUCAUCAGGCCGUUGAAGAGCUCGUUGCCUCUAACGAGAAGGAAUACGAACAAAUGGCAAUACGGUUGGCGGACAGCCUUACAUACCAAACCAGCAAUGGCUGUGCCCGUGGAGUCGGUCGUCUGGCUGACCUCCGCAAGUUGUUAUGGGAAAACAAGUGGACUUGCGCUCUUUUUGAUACUCGGAGAUGGGUCAACGACCUGGAAGAAGCCUACCAGGAGGCGUGGCGAAGGUGGGUUGCAGGCGAAAGUGGUGACAUUUACUUGUGAGAACUCAGCGACGUGGCGGCAAGGCGUCUUCAAGUUCCCAUUUUCUUGUUACAGGGACUUCUCAAGCACAGGCUUGCUUGACGACGGACAUGCAUGUCUUGUCCCCUUAAUAGAUGAACCAGAUCAGAUGUGAAUCCAUCUACAAUACAAAUGUGCCGCUGC